AUGAGACUUCUUACGCAUAACUUUUUAAAAUGCAAUGAAAUUCAAUGCAGUGGAGGGUACCCACUGUCAAUGCAAUUAAAUAAUGACGCGGAAGAAAAUAUAAAAAUAUUAGAACAAGAAUUUAACGUAGAAUUUGUAAAAAAUGUUUUAACUAAAGUUGAUUAUGAAGUUUUAUGCCAAACGGCUAAACAGCUAGGAAUAAUUCUUUUACCUAGUUAUACUAGUCAACAUUUAGAAGAUGAAGAAUUUUUAAACUCAGUUCACCAUGCCCUUUUUAAGGUUCACAUAAUGGAAGCCACCUUGAUAUGUCCCAAAUGUAAUGCUUCCUUUCUCAUAAAAGAUGGUAUCCCAAAUAUGCUAUCGGGAAACGAAAAUCAAACAAGCUGA
Molecule: messenger RNA, 387 nt
Organism: Plasmodium gonderi
Lineage: Eukaryota; Apicomplexa; Aconoidasida; Haemosporida; Plasmodiidae
Exons: 5
Coding region: 1-387 (128 amino acids)
Biological process (GO): peptidyl-glutamine methylation; tRNA methylation; rRNA (guanine-N7)-methylation
Molecular function (GO): protein heterodimerization activity
Source: RefSeq, a predicted model, not a curated record